Nelumbo nucifera (sacred lotus) is the source of this 954-nucleotide messenger RNA. RefSeq lists its product as uncharacterized. Lineage: Eukaryota; Viridiplantae; Streptophyta; Magnoliopsida; Proteales; Nelumbonaceae. The record is from RefSeq and is a predicted model, not a curated record.
GAAAGAUGCAUAAAAAUCAACAACCCCCCACCAGUGACAGCUCUCCUCGUCUCCCUUCACUCUACUCUUCCCCUCCUCCCUUUUAUUUUUCAAUCUCAUCGUUUUCUUUUUUUUUUCUUCCUCCCUUCUAUUUCCUUCUCUUGUUUUGACCUCCGAAUCCCUAAUGAUUUUCGGUUCCCUGCAAACUGCCGGAAUUCACAUCUGAAUUUUCGCCGCCGGAUUCCUUACCGGAAUCUGACGACGCACCGAGCUCGCAGUGCAAGCUUUGUUCGAGCUGUGUUGAUGAAGGUCGUCUGAGUCUUCUUUGCUUUAUUCCUGUUGAUCUGAUUGUGUGAAGUGACACCAUGGGUUGUGCUGGAUCCUCGCAGAGCAAAGGAGACGAGACUAUAAAAAAGAUCAGAAAGCCAAAGCCUUGGAAACAUUCUCAGCCAAUAACAAGGGCACAGCUUGCACAGAUGCGAGAUGAGUUCUGGGAUACUGCUCCUCAUUAUGGUGGCCAGAAAGAGAUUUGGGAUGCACUUCGAGCAGCUGCAGAAGCUGAUUUGACCCUUGCACAAGCAAUUGUGGACAGUGCAGGUGUCAUUGUUACAAGUGCGGACUUGACAACCUGCUAUGACGAAAGAGGUGCUAAAUAUGAAUUGCCCAAGUAUGUUUUGAGUGAGCCAACCAAUUUGAUUCGCAACAGUUGACAACAGAGAGUUAGGCUGAUCACCAUGCUUCAAUAAAAUUGAAUGUAAAUCAUGUAAAUUACUCAUUCUCUUUUGGGAAGUUUGGUGGCAUACUGGCAUAUAGUAAACUUGUCACAAAGCACAUAUGGGAAGUACCUGCAGUUUAACUCGGUGAACAAGAAAAUAUCUGUUUGACUCUUCUGAACUGUUCGACUCAGUUUUUCAAUGAAUAUGCAUACAUUUUGUUUCGAAUUAAUCAAAUUUUGAGCUGUUAUCAUUGUUAUCA